Cebus imitator (Panamanian white-faced capuchin) is the source of this 2249-nucleotide messenger RNA. It is a transcript of the gene RD3, whose product is annotated as retinal degeneration 3, GUCY2D regulator. The transcript is spliced from 3 exons. The record is from RefSeq and is a predicted model, not a curated record. NCBI's taxonomy places the organism in Eukaryota, Metazoa, Chordata, Mammalia, Primates, Cebidae. Bases 387 to 974 code for a protein of 195 amino acids.
CCACAGCUCAGAAGCUGGCCCGCCCCCAUGGUUCAUCAGGGAAGCUGUGGCUCCAGCCUCCUGGGACACACACACACACACACACACACGCACGCACACCCCACAAACAACAGCCCAGGCUGGAUCUUUCCUCUGGUCUCUUCUCUUGGUAAAACUUCUCAGAGACUCAAAGAGAGGACCCAAAAUCCUGAGGCCAGCUGGCAGCAGCAGGGAAGCCAAGGGAGGCUAGAGGAUGUAGUCUGCCCUGCCCUGCUGUGGCUGCUGAACUCUCUUCUUUUUCCUGAAAACAUCCAGACUCUUUCUUCUCCCAGACUGGGAAGCAGAACACAGGCCCCCUGCUGCAACACUGCCCCUGAGCAGAGGCUGACGUCAGAGGACCAGGGGCCAUGUCCCUCAUCUCAUGGCUUCGGUGGAAUGAGGCCCCAUCCCGGCUGUCCUCCAGGAGCCCUGCUGAGAUGGUGCUGGAGACACUUAUGAUGGAGCUGACGGGGCAGAUGCGAGAGGCUGAGAGGCAGCAGCGGGAGCGCAGCAAUGUGGUCAGGAAGGUCUGCACUGGUGUGGACUACAGCUGGCUGGCCAGCACACCCCGGCCCACCUAUGACCUCAGCCCCAGUGAGCGGCUACAGCUGGAGGAUGUCUGCGUCAAGAUCCACCCAUCCUACUGUGGGCCUGCCAUCCUCAGGUUCCGGCAGCUGCUGGAGGAGCAGGAGCCAGAGGUGCAGGAGGUGUCCCGGCUUUUCCGCUCGGUGCUGCAGGAGGUCCUGGAGAGGAUGAAGCAGGAGGAGGAGGCCCAUAAGCUGACGCGCCAGUGGAGCCUGCGGCCCCGCAGCAGCCUGGCCACCUUCAAGACCCGCGCGCGCAUCUCUCCCUUCGCCAGCGACAUCCGGACCAUCUCCGAGGACGUGGAGCGGGACACGCCGCCGCCGCUGCGGUCCUGGAGCAUGCCCGAAUUCCGGGCUCCCAAAGCUGACUGACCCCUGCCGCUCCCCUGCCCAGAAGUUGAGCCGUCUACAUGGGGCAUGAUAGGCUGGUGACCGGGGCGCCGGGCCCUGGAACCUACCCACCUAGCCUUGACGAGGAGACAAGACCCGAGGCGGCCCCAUCCCAAGACGCUGCUACACAAUGAAGCGACUCCCCGCCCCACCCUCUUCCUCUGGCCACAAAGCCGAGUUAGGUCGUAGAGCAGCACCGCCCUCGCCCUCUCCCUCUCCUGCGCUAGCCUGCAGGAGCACCCCCUUCCCUAGCUGGCAGAUUCAAGACCUUGGAAGACAGACCAUUGCCCCAUCCUCAUCUCUGGCUUCUGUCUAAAAGGGGAGAGUUGCCCUACCUUUUUGCAAGACCUAGGGUAUCACCCCAAUUUCAGGGAUGUCCCAUUCACUCCCCUACCCCCAUCCCCAAUGAUAAGGGACCUGUUGAAUGGUACCCAUUCUUGCUAGUGACUGGCUGAGCUCACCACUGCAGGUGGGUCACAGCCUCACCGGCAGGUACAGCUGGAAGCAACCAGAGAGACAAUUAGAUCCACUUUCUUCAGCUAGUAAAUUCGGAAAUUGAGUCUCAGAGAGGAACACUUCUUCCACCUUUAACUGUAGCCAGCUCCUCAUGAACACUGAGAUUUCCUGCAUGAAUAGUGUCUGUUCCUGAGUCUGGAAUCCUGGGCUGUGAUGGGACAGGUCCAAAGGCUGCAUCUCUACCUACCUUUGGCCUGAUCUAUCUCUUACCUUGGCACUGGGAUGAGGGUCUAAGCUGCUCUCCAAGAAGGGUAGCUAAGGGUGGAGGUAGGUUACUCAUUACCCCAUGCCACAGUGUCAUCACACGGGCUGUGGCCAGUGCCUAGCAGCUUCUUCCAGAGGCUAAACUUCAAGGCCUUCAGACGCUGCUGUAAAGAGGUUUUUCAAUUCCAGGAUUCCCCCUUCUGCAGCUGGUCACACCUGCUCUCUGACUUUCUCCAGGAAGUGAUGCGCAAACCCCUGACUGACCAUGAGGCACCUGAGUGAAAUGUUCUAGAAGAGCUUCCUGCAGACUUCACUGUCCUUCCAUUUUCUAACAUGGUUAGGCCUUGAUGAUGGACGUGGAUCAUCCAUGGAAAAUCUGGAAGGCCAGGAGGCCUUCUCACAUACUCUGGGGUUGAAGUGGAGUAUAAAGGGGAUGGGUGGGGAAAGUGUCUACCCUCAACUACCAGUGCACACGCAGAAAAUGCAAGUGGAUCUUACUAGUAGCCUAAAUAAAAUGCCAGAAGGAGAUAUAAUCAA